UUCAUCUACAUACACAUAACUUCACUUUUUAAACAUCAUGGCAAAAACUGUUCAAGUGUUUAUUCUGAUACUGGUACUUCAUGUUUUUGAAGCAGCCUUGGCCAAUAAGCUUUCUUCAUUGAGCCUUGCUGAUGAGUGCUCUCUGUUAUUCCAAUUCAAACAAAACAUGUCUAUUAACAAGGAUGCAUCCUUUGAUCCUCGUGCUUAUCCAAAGGUUGCUUCAUGGAACCUUAACGGAUCAGAUGAUGCGGGGAAUUGCUGCUUGUGGGAUGGGGUCGGGUGCAGGUUCGGUCAUGUGAUCGGGCUCGACUUGAGCAGCAGCUUUCUCUAUGGAACCAUCUCUUCCAACAACAGUCUCUUCGACCUCAUUCACCUUCGUACACUAAACCUUGCCGAUAACGAUUUUGAUUCCUCUCAAAUUCCAUCCGGAAUAGGACAACUUUCGCAGUUAGCAAAUCUGAAUCUGUCAUUUUCUGCCUUCAGUGGGGAGGUCCCAAAACAAUUCUCACAGCUCAAGAAUUUGGUUUCCUUGGAUCUCUCAAGAAACAGGUUAAAGAUGCAAAGUUCUGACUUUCAGAAUCUAGUUCAAAAUUCAAGUGAGACUUUAAGAGAACUCUUUCUCUCAGAGGUCAACAUUGAUUCUGAACUACCAGCUUCAAUUGGAAAUCUCACACACUUGAACAUCUUGGCUUUAAGAGAAUGCGCUUUCACGGGGGCUCUACCUGCAUCUAUAGGUAACAUGGCCCAGCUUAUAGUUCUGUCUCUACGUUAUAAUAAGUUCACAGGUAGUCUUCCAUCUUCUAUCGGGAAUCUGACACAACUUAGAGAACUUUACCUCGAUUAUAAUGGCAUGAUUGGUCAAAUACCAUCCUCACUUACGAAUCUAACACACCUUACUGCCCUGACUCUUUCUGAUAAUAAGUUCACAGGUAGUCUUCCCUCUUUAGAAAGCUUUUCAAACCUCACAUAUUUGUCCCUUUGGAGAAAUAAUUUUGAUAGAUGGAAGCUGCCUGAUUGGUUUGGUAAGCUAAACAAGAUCACUUAUUUGGAUCUUGGUGAUGUCAACCUGUAUGGUGAGAUUCCAUCAUCAUUUUUUAAUCUGACCCAAGUUGAAGAGUUAUACCUUAACGGAAAUCAGUUAGAAGGAGAACUUCCAAUUUCAUUGUUUCUUUCGCUUAAGAAACUUGAAAAUCUGAAUUUAAAUGGAAACAAUAACUCACUUUCAGUCAUAGAUAGCCACACAAAUGAAACUCAACCCAAGUUCAAACUUUUAAGGCUGGCAUCCUGUAACUUGAAAGUCUUUCCUGAAUUUCUACGGUUUCAACAUCAACUGGAGAAGUUAUACCUUGAUAACAAUAAUAUUGAGGGCCUGAUACCUGGAUGGAUGUGGAACAUUAGCAAGAAUACACUGAGUGAACUUUCACUUUCUCAAAAUCACCUAAUGGGUUUUGAGCAACAUUCACCAGUUGCUUCUUGGGUUAAUUUACGGUCACUGGACCUGAGUCAAAAUAUGUUGAACGGAGAAAUUCCACCAUCCAUAUGUGACUUGUUGUCUCUUCAGUGGCUUGAUUUUUCAUUCAACAACAUUACUGGCUCGAUUCCUCCAUGUUUGAAGAAAUCCAUCGAGAUCUUUUCCGUCUCAAACAAUCGGCUGACUGGUGAAAUUCCACCAUCCAUAUGUGACUUGAUGUCUCUUCAGUUGCUUGAUUUGUCAUUCAACAACAUUACUGGCUGGAUUCCUCCAUGUUUGAAGAAAUCCAUCGAGUUCUUUUCUGUCUCAAACAAUAGGCUGACUGGUCAGAUACCAUCCUCACUUACGAAUCUAACGCACCUUACAGCCCUGGAUCUUUCUGGUAAUGAGUUCACAGGUAGGCUUCCCUCUUUAGAAAGCUUUUCAAACCUCACAUCUUUGUCCCUCUCCAACAAUCAUUUUGAUAGAUGGAAGCUGCCUGAUUGGUUUGGUAAGCUAAACAAGAUCACUUAUCUGUAUCUCUCUAAUGUCAGCCUGUAUGGUGAAAUUCCAUCAUCUUUUUUCAAUCUAACCCAAGUUGAAAGGUUAGAUCUUUCCAGAAAUCAGUUAAAAGGAGAACUUUCACUUUCUCAAAAUCUCCUAAUGGGUUUUGAGCAACAUUCACCAGUUGAUUCUUGGGUUAAUUUACGGUCACUGGACCUGAGUCACAAUAUGUUGCAUGGAGAGAUUCUGAUGCCACCACCAACCACCGAGUACUUUUCUGUCUCAAACAAUCGGCUGACUGGUGAAAUUCCACCAUCCAUUUGUGACUUGCUGUCUCUUUGGUUUCUUGAUUUGUCAUCCAACAACAUUACUGGCUCGAUUCCUCCAUGUUUGAAGAAAUCCAUUGAGAUCUUCUCCGUCUCAAACAAUAGGGUGACUGGUGAAAUUCCACCGUCCAUAUGUGACUUGCUAUCUCUUCAGUCACUUGAUUUGUCAUUCAACAACAUUACUGGCUCGAUUCCUCCAUGUUGGAAGAAAUCCAUCGAGUUCUUUUUGGUCUCAAACAAUAGGCUGACUGGUGAAAUUCCACCAUCCAUAUGUGACUUGCUGUCUCUUCAGUGGCUUGAUUUGUCAUUCAACAACAUCACUGGUUUGAUUCCUCCAUGUUUGAAGAAAUUAAGCAAUUCAAAUUUGAGAGUGUUGAAUCUAACAAGCAACACUUUGCACGGAACCAUUCCCAACAUAUUUGCCAAUGGAAGUAAGCUUCAGGUUAUUGAUUUAAGUGAAAAUAUACUCGAGGGGCAGGUACCUAGAUCAUUGGAGAAUUGUAAAUCACUCCGGUUCCUAGAUCUUGGACAUAACCUUAUAGAGGACAUGUUCCCAUUCUGGUUGGGGUCACUUUUAGAGCUACAGAUUCUCAUUCUCAGCUUCAACAAAUUUCAUGGCACUAUAACAAUACCAAGUAAAAUCAAAGUUAACUUCCCAAAAUUGCACAUCAUUGACCUCUCAUACAAUUCAUUUUCUGGUGAUCUGCCACAUCAAUAUUUCCAAGAGUGGUCGGCAAUGAAGGAGACCUGCAAGGCGAAUGCAAACUAUAUGGAAACAUAUGUUGCUCUGGCUGUAAUGUACAGAAUUAUUUCGUUCUCGGUUCAAAUGACUAGCAAAGGUAUAAAGAUGGAAUAUGUGAGAAUGCCAAACGCAUUUUGUGCAGUUGAUCUCUCAAGUAACAUGUUUAGUGGGAAGAUUCCAGAGUCUAUUAAAACUCUCACUGGUCUUAAAUUGCUCAACCUUUCUAAUAAUGAGCUUUCUGGCGCCAUUCCAUCAUCCAUGGGGAAUCUCAUAAGUCUUGAAUCACUAGAUCUUUCUAGUAACAAGCUCUCUGGAAUGAUACCACAAGACUUGGUACAACUGAAUUUCCUUGCCGUCUUUAAUGUAUCCAACAACAACCUCACUGGUCCCAUACCACAUGGUAAACAGUUCGAUACAUUUUUGAACAACUCUUACAUGGGGAAUCAAGCAUUGUGUGGAUUCCCUUUAUCUAUGAAUUGUGGGGAUUCAGAAACAUCAAAACCUCCAAAACUUUUAUCCGAAGAAGAUACAGAGUCUGACUUUCCAAAUAGAAUUGAUUGGGUUGUGAUACUUAUUGGUGUUGUGUCUGGGCUAGUGAUUGGACUCGUUUGUGGGGAUUAUCUAAGCACAAAGUAUUACAAGUGGUUUUCUCAAAGAUCCAGAAGGUGAACCUUUUUCACAAUGAAAUGUUUGGAGUCAUAUAGGGCAUUGGAAGUGGUGAUAAGAAGGAACCAGAAGUACACGCCCACUUUCAAGGUCAACCCUCUUUGCAUAAAAACGAUACACUUUUGUGUGGAUGUGUCACGGUUCGGUUCGUAUCGGUUCAAGAGCGGCGCAACGACAUUCCUCCUUCGUGCGACCCGGAGUAGGAGACACGAAUGACGAAGACACGAGAGCGAUCCGGUUGAAUAUUGAUGACAUCAUCAUGAUGUCAUCAUGACAUCAUCAAUGCAUGAUAUCUAAAAGAAUAGCAUAUAGAAAUAGGAAGUUUAUGUUUCUGUGCAUGCAAAUCGAAAUAGGAAGUUUCUUUUUGAACAUGUAGUAUCGAAAUAGCCAAUGUCCAUUUCGAUUUAUAUAAGCCUAUUUCGAUGUGUACCAUGUGUUUCGAUGUGUAUCGAUGGGUCACUUUUUGUGUCGAUGUAUUACGAUGUAAUGUCUCUGGUAUGUGCUAUAAAUACCAGAGAUAGUUUCUGUUUCAACGAGAGCUUGAAUGAGCCUAGAGAGAGUGUAGAGAGAGAGAGAGUUGUCUGAGUGCUUGUAUUGUCGAAUAUUGUACCGAAACUCUGUCAAAUCGAAUACACGGAACCGUUAAACAUUGAAUCUUUAUCGUGUUAUA
Molecule: messenger RNA, 4358 nt
Organism: Helianthus annuus (common sunflower)
Lineage: Eukaryota; Viridiplantae; Streptophyta; Magnoliopsida; Asterales; Asteraceae
Product: receptor-like protein 35
Exons: 2
Coding region: 38-3691 (1217 amino acids)
Molecular function (GO): protein binding
Source: RefSeq, a predicted model, not a curated record